GAAAGAUGUCAAUGUCAUACAAUUGAUUACUACGAAAUACUAUGGCUGGUUUGAAUUGAGUUAUAUUAAAGGAAGUGUAGUAUAAGCGAUAAUUUGUGAAUAAUCUUGUAAAAUGUCCGAAGUCGAAGAACCGUCGGCUAAGAUUGCGAAGAUAGAGGUAUCAGCAAAGGACCAAGAUGAAGAGCUGGAUGAAGGUCAAGAAGAGUGGUUGAGCGAAGGAAUCCUCACCGAUGACGAUUAUAAUCCAAGUACGGACGUAGAUCACAAUGCGUCUAAUUUCAACUCCAGUCAGGAGAACACUAUGACUAUGAGUAUGGAAGUCGAGGGCAUCAAUCAGACGGAGUCAAUAGAACAGGCUCUCAACAACUUCGAGAAUUCACAUGAGACCGAACUGCCGGGUGAUCUCAGUACAUUCCUCAUCAGGAAAACGGACACCAAGACUACUUCAAGAGCUGCCGACGGACAUGACAAUGAAAUCGAAGAGUCGAGACCUGAGUUUGACGAUGGAAAUGACACCGAUGAACUGCUUAGGAUGCUCGGUGAGGAUAACCAGGCCAAGAAAAAGUUGAACAAGACACACACCAGAACCGAUGACAGGAACCAGGGAUCGAGUGAUGAAGACGAAUAUAUAUUUGAUGGUGCAAAAAUAUCCCGCCUGAAGGUAGCCAGGAAUGCCAUCAUGAAGAAGUUACCGACCAAGGCUGUUCCCGAGGAGAGUGACAGAGACAGUGACCUGUCAUCAGAUGAGCGUCUGAUUGUUAAGAGGAUGUUCGGAGUGACCAGGAAGAGCAACAAUGUGGCUUCCAAGAGCACGGCCAAGUCCAGUGUCAGUGCCAUGAGAGACGGCAGGAAUGUUAAGGAUACAGCGACCAAGCCGAGGAUGCAGCGGGAAGAAACGAAACCGGCCGAGAAAAAUGUUCCAGAGAUCAUUGAUGAAGAGGAAUAUUUGGAUGAAGAGCAGUUUGACUUGGAUGAAGGUCUGGAGUCAGAUGCCCAGCGCAUCAUGAGGCCGGAGAGGAUGGACGAAGAGGUUCCCACUGACGGGGACUCCGAGCCUGAUGACGAGAGCCUAUAUGAUGAGCUGCCCUCGUCCGACUCCGAAGACAUCAUGGACUGGUUCACACUGGACCUGCGAGCUGAGCGCGCCGGGGACUACAUACCACUGCUCGGUCCGUCAGCGAGGAGGUUGUUGUCGACGGAGCGAGCUCGUGCCGCAGCCAGACUGAGUGCUCUGAAGCAGAGCGCUGCGGCGCUGAAUGAGAGCAGCGCUGGACAGGCGGCGGCUUUGAGACGAGCGGCCAAACAGCUGCAAGAGCUUGACGCGGCGCUCAGGGCGUAACGAGAAUAUGCCACAGAUAAAAAUGUAUCAUAGCUGACACUGGCUGAAUGACUGUAAACCUUCGCCUCGGUUGUAUGUAAAUUAAGAAUGUUAAUUACUGAAACUAACAGCUGUGAGUGUCAAGGAAUCUGUUAAAGUGUGUUACUGCGUGUGGCUCACUUGCUCUGAGCAGUAUACUGGAUAAGUAAGUCCUAAUCGCAGUAUUUACAAAGACAAGAAGACAGAAGCGGACAAUGUCUUUGAACUAUCAAAACUAUUACAUAAUAAAACAUGCUUCAAAGUAAUAUCUGCGCGCUUUUCAAUGACGUCACUAGAGCAAUCUGUUCGGCAAACUUCGGCUAUCCUCGGCUAUCUUCGGGGUGAACUACCCUCGGCUCGUUUUAAAUUUUCAUUAAUAGAAGACAUAUCUUUAAUGUUUUUGAGAAAUAUAUUAAUGUAUGUC
Molecule: messenger RNA, 1781 nt
Organism: Danaus plexippus (monarch butterfly)
Lineage: Eukaryota; Metazoa; Arthropoda; Insecta; Lepidoptera; Nymphalidae
Exons: 11
Coding region: 113-1339 (408 amino acids)
Source: RefSeq, a predicted model, not a curated record